AUGGCAUCAAGACAGGCGUACAAGCGGCUCUCAAAGGAGUACAAAAUGAUGACCGAGAACCCCCCGCCCUACAUCGUGGCAGCACCAAAGGAAGACAAUAUCCUGGUGUGGCACUACGUGAUCACGGGUCCUCCUGAGACACCAUACGAGGACGGACAAUACCAUGGGACAUUGGUGUUUCCUAAUGAUUACCCAUUCAAUCCGCCCGCGAUCAGGAUGCUGACACCCAAUGGACGAUUCAGAGAGAACACGCGAUUGUGUCUGUCGAUGAGCGACUACCACCCGGAUACAUGGAACCCUUCGUGGUCUGUUGCAACGAUACUGACUGGGCUGCUAAGCUUUAUGACCACGGACGAAUCCUCCAUCGGGACCAUGGAGUCUACGGACUCCACGAAGCGCAAGUACGCCGCUAAGUCCAAGGAGCACAAUGCUACCCGUAGUCCGAUUUUCUGCCAGAUAUUCCCGGAGCUUGCUGAGCAAAACCGACGUGACAUAGAAGAGGCGAAGAAGAGGAAAGAUGAGACCGUAGUUGAAGAUGAGCAUCCGUUCAAACAAGAACAAGUCGUGAGCUUAGAGGAAAUCAACGACCCAGAGGAUAGGAUACGCGCCCAGAUGCUGCAGCAACCAGCAGGCAAUGGGACUACCAGUAACUCUAUAGGACGCUCGCUGCUAUUUGUGCUCUUUUCUCUCGCUGCCCUGCUUGUCGCAGUGUGCUAUACUAGGGUGUGA
Eremothecium gossypii ATCC 10895 is the source of this 729-nucleotide messenger RNA. RefSeq names its product E2 ubiquitin-conjugating protein UBC6 (gene UBC6). The transcript has a single exon. The record is from RefSeq and is marked provisional. NCBI's taxonomy places the organism in Eukaryota, Fungi, Ascomycota, Saccharomycetes, Saccharomycetales, Saccharomycetaceae. The coding region runs from base 1 to 729 and encodes 242 amino acids.